AUGGGAAAUAAAAUCCAAAUCCAACUCAACUCUAAAUUCUAUUUUCCAAACCAAGCCAUAUAAGGUACUUGAUACAUCUAUGAGAGGGAUUGUCAUUAUUGAGGAUUGUGAAUACACUUUGAAGGAGAUCUCCAAACUGUAUGUUCACUUAUAAGGAGAGGAAACUUGGGAAAAAGGGUUUGCAUGUGCUGAAUCAAACAAUUUUAACAUAUUCUACUCUCAGUUCAAGUUGCUUAUUGAUAUCAAUGAUGAACGGAACCCAGAGGAUUAGAAAUUGAAAAUCUCAAAAACGAUCGCAAUUCCAUUCACUUAUUCAUUACCUGUUAAUCUCAUUGGCUCUAUGUAAAGGGAAAAGGAUUUCAAAUUAAGGAUCGAUUACAACAUAUCUUUGAUUGCUGAGACUCUAAAAUUAGAUCGAAUCACUCUCAAGAAACUGCCAGUCAUCAUCAACCAAAAUGCAGUUAGACAAAAUAUUGUUAAGAGCAUUUCAAAUAGUCAUGUCAUUCGGGGAUAUUUAAAUAAGCCUUAAGGAGUAUAAUUUAAAUGCAAUUUUAGAUAUCUAAAUUAGAAUGUAAAUAUAGUGGAGAAGAAUUUUCGUUUGGUGAUUAAAUUAACUUAGAAAUAAGUGUAGAUCUGAGGGAAAGCAAGCAGUACAUUUAAGAAAUAGUAAUCUCAUUGAACAAGAGAACCACAAUUAUGGCUAAAGAACCAAAAGUUAUUGUAGAAUAAAUUUCCAAAUUGAGUUUACCAGGAGUUGUUUAAGGAAUUGUUUAAACAAUCAAAAAAUCAAUCCUGCUCUUUGAUUUUCACAGCCAGAUGGAACUUUCAACAACUGGAUAAUUAAUCAAAGUGGAUUACCUAAUCAGAAUAUAAGCCUAUUCAACAUUGUUCAAUAUCAAUAAUAAUGAUUUAAGAAUUGAUAUUCCUAUCAAUAUCUUCCAAAGGAUAAUCAAGUUACCCGAUCUAAAGUUUGAACCCAAUUAGAUUAAGAACCUAUCCCAAGUCUAUGAUGUAAACUUAAAUUUAAAUUUAGGUCGUAAGACUUUGA
Paramecium octaurelia is the source of this 1048-nucleotide messenger RNA. The record is from the annotation of a GenBank genome assembly. Lineage: Eukaryota; Ciliophora; Oligohymenophorea; Peniculida; Parameciidae.